AUGCCAUUUUCAAUUGAAAAUGGGACAACUGAUUACACUAAUAUUGUAAGUAUUGCAACAGCAUCUGUAUUAUGUUUUACAUGUAUCUGUGGUGUUCUCGGCAAUACAAUUGUAAUUGGUGUUGGUAUUUUAAAACGAAAAUAUCAAAAUAAUGUGACUAAUUGUUAUAUUAUAAAUUUAGCCAUAACAGAUCUUCUCUUUUUACUUGUUUCCGUACCAUUAACUACUUAUUUAUCUAUGCAAAAAGCAUGGAUAUUUGGAGAAUUUCUGUGUAAAAUACCUUUUUAUUUCGCAUAUGUUUUAUUACAAGCAACUUGUUAUACAUUAGCUGCUAUGAGUAUUGAUCGAUAUUUGACUAUAGUUCAUGAAGGAUGGUAUCGUCGAUAUCGAAAACCAAAGUAUGCUCUCAUUAUAUGUAUACUGAUUUGGACGGUUUCCAGUGUUUUUAUGUUUCCAUAUGAUUAUUUAUUACAUCGUGAUAACGAAACAAUUAAUCAAUCAUUAGUUAUACUUGAGUGUACUGUUAAUGAUAAUGCUUCUUUUUUAUCAUGUCUAUCUACAUUUGGAUUUUAUUAUGUAUUACCAUUGUUAAUUAUUAUUCUAUGUUAUUCUCGUGUUUCAUCAUACAUACGAUAUCAUGGUAUUAAAAUACUGACACAUCUUUCUGGUCGAACUUCUCAAGUAAUCUAUCUGAGAGGACGUCGUGUACAACGCAUGUUAUUAGGUUUGAUAUUGGCGUUUGCACUUUGUUGGUUACCAAUUCAUGUACUUGAAUUAUUAAAUUGUUCACAAAUUCUAUCAAAUACAAUCGAUUCCAAACAUAUACAUUUUUUAACAAUUAUUCGAAUUAUUGCACAUGGAUUAUCAUAUUUUAAUUCAUGUUUAAAUCCUUUUCUUUAUGCUAUUUUAAAUAAGAGUUAUUUUUCUAGUAGGUGA
Molecule: messenger RNA, 936 nt
Organism: Adineta steineri
Lineage: Eukaryota; Metazoa; Rotifera; Eurotatoria; Adinetida; Adinetidae
Source: the annotation of a GenBank genome assembly